Macrobrachium nipponense is the source of this 1065-nucleotide messenger RNA. RefSeq lists its product as uncharacterized. Gene Ontology annotation, biological process: protein phosphorylation. Gene Ontology annotation, molecular function: protein serine/threonine kinase activity; ATP binding. The coding region runs from base 1 to 1065 and encodes 354 amino acids. Lineage: Eukaryota; Metazoa; Arthropoda; Malacostraca; Decapoda; Palaemonidae. The record is from RefSeq and is a predicted model, not a curated record. The transcript is spliced from 7 exons.
AUGGUCAGUCCAUUUUCAGUCGACUCGACAGACUCGACAGUGAGUUUGGAGCCUGCUUCUACAUCACAAUAUGCCGCUCCCUCGCAGGUUGGGGGCACUCAUUACUUCAGGUGUUUUGGGGUCUGGAUUGGACAAGCUGCCACACUUCAACGUGUUGGAGUUGAAGGCAGCCUUUCUUGGUCUGAAGGGAUUCCGGGAGAAGACGACGAUUUUCUCUUGAAGUGCAAACCCAGCAGAGUACUUAAAAAAGACAAGCUUGGUAGCUUUGUCUCUCAGCCGUUGACCCCACAGUCAUGGCAGCUGCAUGGCCAUUCCUUUCAUCAUCAUAAAAGACUCAUUGGAUCAGAACUUUAUGGUAACAGUAAUACUUUUAGCAACAAUAUACUAAAAAGGGAAGCAACUUUAGGUUACAGGAAUCUAAUUUUGAAGCCAGUAGGAAGUGUUAUCAACCGAGGUGGGUUUGGAGUCGUUAAACUUGGACAUUUUAAAGGAAAGUGUGUAGCUGUAAAAGUACUUAAAGGAAAGCGAUCAGCACAGUCGGCAGUGAAAGAAGCACUGCUUUUGAAGAUCCGGCCACAAGCUCAUAUAAAUUCUACCUAUGCUGUCGUAACAUCAUCUGCUUCAAAGGGUUUUGCUAAUAUCUUUUGGUCCAGAAUUAUUGAGAGUUCUGAGGAAGACAUUGUGCCUUUGAAGAGUGUGUCAUCACUUUUCGGUUUACCAAUCGAAGAUGCCACAUCCUUUCAUGAGAAUCAAGAUUGCAAUGGAGCCAUAGAAUGGGCUUGGGUGGUGAAUGAGCUUUGUGCACCUCACACACUUCUCACACUUAUCAAUGAUCCUAAUAUUAUUCUCACUGCUAGAGAUAAAGUAAGGUUCAUAGGAGAGAUUGCAAAUGGCUUGGCAUAUCUGCACUCUCAAGACAUUGUUCACUUGGAUGUUAAGCCUGCUAACUACACUUCUGUCACAAACUGGUCAUGUCAAGCGCUGGAUCUUACUGAUAUUUUGGCACAGUAUGUUUUAGACCCUCCGGUAAUUUUGGGCAAUAUAAUGAGUACCAGAACUUAUUGA